AUGAAAAAGUUAUUGGUCUGCUCAAAUAUUAUAUUAGUUUUUCUGUUUACAAAAAGAUUUUCUGCUCGUUAUAAGCUACGUUCAGUUUCUUGUCCAAUACCGUUGAAAUUCUAUCCUUCGCAUGUUCUUGAUUGCAUAUGUAACAAGUUGAUACCAAAAAAUGUAAUCGCCAUUUUGUUCCUAACUAGACUGGAGGAAUUUGAUGAAACAACAACUGCAUCGCAGUAUUUUCUGGAGAUGGCCUCACAAACCGGCAUUCCAAUUGUAGCCUGGAACGCCGAUAGUUCAGCAUAUAGUUUUGAAAGGGAUCCGUCUGCAUACCGAAUUCUUCAAAUGGCACCACCAAUUGAGCAUCAAGUUCGUGCAAUGUUAGCAUUGUUAAAACGUUAUAAGUGGUCAAAAUUUGGUGUGGUAACAUCAAAAAGCAGUGGUGCCAAAAGCUUUUUAUAUUAUCUUCAAAACCUUCUUGAAGAAAACAGGGGAAGGCCGUUCAAACUAGAAUUGAUCCAUCAUGCAGAAAUUGACACUUCUGCUGAUGAAGCAGAGAUCACCGAAAGCUUAUUAGAUUUGAAAAAAUCUCAGUCUCGAAUAAUUCUUCUUUGCAGCACACACAAUGAGGCUAAAACAAUAUUUACGAUUGCAAAUAAAACUGGGCUCACAACUAACAAAUAUCUUUGGAUUGGAACACAGUCUGUAAAAGCAGAUGCCAGUUCAUUCAAGUUGCCUUUUCAACCAGGAAUGUUAGCCGUUACCUUUAAUACACAUGCAGAUGCCUAUUUCGAUCAGCCAAAUGAUAUUCUCAGCGUUAUUAUCAGUUUGGCGCCUAAGUUGAUUGCAAUAGCAAUUGGCAAAGUUUGUAUGAACAACAGUUUUGAAAUCUACUCGGAUCUGUCAUGCGAUAGGGAAAGCAAUGAAUCAGUGUGGCGCGGUGGUGCUGUCUUAUACGAAACAAUGAGAAGAACGGCUAUAAAGGGUAAUCCUCAUCAUGCCAAAGAUGGACUGCAUUCGUUCUAUUACACCUUUGAUGAACACGGCAAAUUAAAAAAUUCCCAUUUAAUAAUAUCGAACUUUCGCGAGAGAACACACAAAGAUUUUUUGAGGAGCAAUAAAGACCUAGUCUGGGAUCCGGUAGGCGAAUACUCAAAUGGAGAAUUGAAGAUCGCUGACAUUAAAUGGCCGGGUGGUAAUGCAAAUCCUCCUCAAGGUACACCUGAUCAGUUCCACCUUAAGGUUGUCACGUUACACGAACCACCGUUUGUCAUUGUAACUGACUUGGAUCCUGAAACUGGGCAGUGCAUCGGCAACCUCGGUUACAUAUGUGAUUGGGGUGAUGAAGUUUAUGUUGAAAAUGGUGUUAAAAAGAACAGGACGUUGUAUAAGUGCUGCACUGGGUACUGCGUUGAUUUGCUAGACAAGUUAUCAAAAGAUAUUGGUUUUACCUAUACGCUUUAUAAGGUUCGCGACGAAAAAUGGGGGAUUAAAACGGAAAAUGGUUGGAAUGGUUUGGUACGGGAGCUUAUAUUGCAUAAAGCAGAUAUGUGUGUUACGUCAUUAAAGCUUAACUCUGAGAGGGCGCGAGACAUCGAUUUUUCAAUUCCUUUUCUAGAAACUGGUAUAACGAUUAUUGUGAAAAUCCGCAGUGGUGUUUUGUCACCAACAGCUUUUUUAGAGCCUUUUGAAUAUUCUACUUGGGUAAUUAUCUUACUAGUGUCUAUUCAAGGGGCUGCAUUUUCAAUCUUUGUUUUUGAAUGGGUCAGCCCAUACAGUUUCAACAUGCAGAAACAUCCUCCUCCAGGUCACAAAUUUUCGUUGUGUCGGUCCUACUGGCUAGUCUGGGCAACGUUUUUCAGCGCCAGCGUCAGUACUGACCUUCCAAGAUCUACCGUCAGCCGCUUUAUGGCGCUGGUUUGGGCCGCUUUUGGUCUAACAUUUCUGGCAGUUUAUACUGCUAACCUAGCAGCGUUUAUGAUAACUCGUGUUCAGUACUAUGACCUCAAGGGGAUCCAUGAUCCGCGGCUGUUAUAUCCAGAUGAACAAAAACCUCCAUUUCGUUAUGGGACCGUUGAAGGCGGUAACACUCACGAAACAAUGAAAAGGAAUUGGGUACUUAUGAACCAAUACGUCAAUUCCAGAAAUUAUUUCCGCAACAACAUUUCUGCAGGGAUUGAAGCUGUCAAAAAAGAGUUUGACUUUACAAUCAGUUGUCAAAUUGUAGAGAUAAAUCAUUCAGUUCAGGCUUGGACAACAGCAAAAUAUUUAUUGAUAUCUAGUGAAAAACCGAAACUUUUUAAAGCAACAGCACGAUUUUGCAGGUAUCUGCAUGCGUUCAUAUACGAUGCCGUAGUAUUAGAUUAUCUUGCUGGCAAGGAUCCAAAAUGUGAACUUAUUACUGUAGGAAAAUGGUCGAGUAUGACCGGUUACGGUAUUGGAUUUCCAAAGAAUUCUCCCUAUGUACAAAAAGUAAAUCAGUUCAUGCUACAGUAUCAACAAAAAGGCGAUUUGGAACGGCUACAAAAUUUCUGGAUAACUGGAGUUUGCAUACCAGACUCUCAUAGUCAAACAAAAAGUGCUCCUUUGGGAAUCGAAAAUUUUAUGAGUGCUUUUAUCCUUCUUUUAGGCGGAAUGGCAAUGGGAAAAUCGUUGACAUUUACAGAGGCUGUCAAUCGCGUUAGUGAAUGGCAACAACGAAAACAGCCUUUGAUGAAUCCGAUGCAGUCAGUAAAAACGCAGACCUCUACGAGGUUCUUUUUUACAGUAAUCUUAGACAUUCAUAUUGGGCUUUUCUUCUCAAAUAUCUUAUAA
Enterobius vermicularis (human pinworm) is the source of this 2802-nucleotide messenger RNA. The record is from the annotation of a GenBank genome assembly. Lineage: Eukaryota; Metazoa; Nematoda; Chromadorea; Rhabditida; Oxyuridae.